UUUCCUUAUCAGAUCUCAUUCUCAACGGUUUUAAUUUAGUUUCGGCCCUGAGAAAUAUUUUCAAAAAUCUCAUGUUCACUCUAUAGUCUCCCCUAAAAUCUCUGCUUAAAGCCUAAAAGCAGCUGAUUCAGGUAAUCAUACGUUUCUGCUGUUCGCCAUUAAUGCCUGUCUCCGAGGUUUGGUUUGUUUUCCUGAGUGAAGAUUGACUGACCACGUUGCUCUCGCGCGUAAUCCGCAAAUCUUGAGUUUGUUUCGUUUUCACGAAAACGUGGUGCGAGAAGCUUGUCGGUUGCUUCGGUUUUCGGGAAAAUUGAUUCUUGUUUUCAGUUUUGAGCUGGAGAUGGCGGUCAAUUUAGUGUCUGGAUUAGGAGGAGGUAUGGUUUGAGCAGUGUUGGUUGGGAUGGGAAUUGAGUAAGGAUUUCUGCGGGGGUGUGGUUGGUUGGGUUUUUGAGGGUUUUGUGGGAUAUUACGAGAGAAAAUGUUGUCUGUGUCGCCGAAUUCUGUAGCUCGGAGCUCGCUAGAGGAAAUGCUGGAAUCUCUGCGGCGGAGAGACGAGAACGAGGCGCCGAAGGACAUGCCGCCGGCUCUCCCGGCACGCCCCAGGGCGAGCUCUCGCGCUCGCCUUCCGUCUCCAAAGCGGGUGCUGCCGACGAGCUCUGAAGUUAGUGAUUCCGGGUCAGGCCAGAGCUCAUUGAAUUGUUAUGUUAAGGAGGGAGAAAGGAAAGAGCAGAGAGGGAACAGUUUUGGGGCUAAAAGAAUUAAAGAAACGGAACUAGGGGAAUCGCCCUAUCUCUUGGCAGCAUCAGCUAACAAGGUGCAGGAUCAGAGGUCGGAGGAGAAAGACAAUGCGGAGCUCUCAAACUUGCCUCCUGGAUCUCUGCUGAGGUUUAGGGAGUCCGAGUGGGAUGAUAACGUUGGGUAUUUCAUUCAAAAGAAACUUCGUGUUUGGUGUCGGAUGCAUGAUGGCCUCUGGGAAUCUGGGCAAAUAAAAUCAACUUCAGGGGAGAAAGCAUUGGUUCGCCUGUCAGAUGGAAAUAUUGUGACAGUUCCCACUCAAGAGCUCCUACCUGCCAAUCCGGACAUUCUUGAGGGAGUGGAUGAUCUUGUGAAGCUUAGUUACUUAAAUGAGCCUUCAGUUCUUCACAACCUCCAAUGCAGAUAUUCAAAAGACAUAAUAUAUAGCAAGGCUGGCCCUGUUUUACUAGCAGUCAAUCCUUUCAAAGAUGUCGAGCCAUAUGGGAAUGAUGUUAUUACAGCUUUUAGGCAAAGAAUUUUGGACAACCCUCAUGUUUAUGCUGUUGCAGAGACAGCAUACAAUGAAAUGAUGACAGAUGAAAUAGACCAGUCUAUCAUCAUAAGUGGAGAGAGCGGCUCUGGGAAGUCUGAAACAGCUAAGAUAGCAUUGAAAUAUUUGGCAGCAAUUGGUGGAGGUAGUGGUGGAAUAGAGUCUGAAAUCUUGCAAACAAGCUGUAUACUGGAGGCCUUUGGUAAUGCCAAAACAGCCAAGAAUGACAACUCCAGCCGAUUUGGAAAGUUAAUUGAAGUCCACUUUAGUGCUGCUGGACAAAUAUGCGGUGCUAAAAUACAGACCUUCCUCCUUGAGAAGUCAAGAGUUGUUCAGUUGGCUCAAGGAGAGCGUUCCUACAACAUUUUCUACCAGCUGUGUUCUGGGGCUCCUUCUGAUAUCCGAGGUAGGUUAAGGUUAAAAAAGGCUUCUGACUACAACUAUCUCAAUCAGAGUGAUUGCUUCGAGAUCCAGAACAUUGAUGAUGCUCAGAAAUUUCAUAUGCUUAUGGGAGCCUUAAAUACUGUCAAAAUUUGCAAAGAAGAUCAGGAACACGCCUUUGAGAUGAUUGCUGCAGUGUUGUGGCUGGGAAACAUUUCGUUUCUUGUAACGGACAAACAAAACCACAUAGAGAUUGUUGCUGAUGAAGCUGUAAUAAAUGCUGCUAGCUUGAUAGGCUGCAGUGAGCAGGAGCUAAUACUUGCUCUGUCAACCCGGAAAAUACAAGUUGGAAAAGAUGAGGUUACCAGAAGGCUGACACUAGAACAGGCAAUCGAUUCGAGGGAUGCAUUGGCGAAGUUCAUCUAUGCAAGCUUGUUUGACUGGCUUGUAGAAAAGAUCAAUUUGUCACUUUCCAUGGGCAAACAUAAUACCGGCCGAUCGAUAAGCCUGCUAGAUAUUUGCGGAUUUGAAUCAUUUAAGAAAAAUAGCUUUGAACAAUUUUGCAGAAAUUAUGCUAACGAGAGGCUCCAGCAACAUGUUAAUCGACACCUCUUCAAACUUAAGCAAGAGGAGUAUGAGUUAGAAGGAAUUGAGAGGACAAAAGUAGAUUUUGAAGACAACCAAUCUUGUUUGGAUCUCUUUGAGAAGAAACCUACUGGGUUGAUAUCUUUACUGGAUGAAGUAUCAAACCUCCCCAAGGCUACAGGUUUAACUUUUGCCACUAAACUCAAGCAGCAGUUGAAUGCUCACCAUUGCUUUAAAGUAGAUAGAGGAGGAUUCAGCAUUCAUCAUUAUGCUGGAGAGGUUCUUUAUGACACAGGGGAAUUCUUGGAAAAGAACAGAGACUCAUUGCAUUCUGAAACCAUACAACUACUCUCAUCCUGCUCUGGAGAACUACCUCAAUAUUUUGCGUCUACACUCCUCAAACAAUCUCAGAGUCCAGAGAGUGCAUCGGUGCAGUUGGCAAUGCUAUCUUGUCAGAAGCCAAGUGUUGCAGCAAAAUGCAAGGUUCAGCUGUUUAAAUUAAUGCAGCAUCUUGAAAGCACAGCACCACAUUUCAUCUGUUGUAUAAAACCAAAUAGCAAGCAGAUUUCUGGUGUGUUUGAGAAACACCUUGUCUUACAGCAGCUUAGAUGCUAUGGGAUCAUAGAAGUUGUUAGGAUUUCAAGAUCUGGGUACCCCAUCCGGAUGACCCAUCAAGAGUUCACAAGAAAGUACAGGUGCCUACUUCCGGAAAAUAUGGCUUGUCAAGAUCCAUUAAGCAUGUCAAUGGCCAUUCUGCAACAGUUUGAUGUCCUUCCAGAGAUGUACCAAGUUGGUUAUACGAAAAUAUACUUCCGCGCAGGACUGAUUGGUGCCCUGGAAGAUGUUCGAAAACAAAUUCUGCAAGGUACUCCCUGGAUGCAGAAAUGUCUCCCUGGUCAUCGUAUUCGUCGAGACUUCCAUGCACUUGAAGGAGUAAUAGUAACAUUGCAAUCAUAUGUUCGUGGUGAAAUUGCAAGAAAGGAGUACAAUGUCUUACUUCAGUUGAAGAAAAAGCAUGUUGCCUGUGACAAGCUAGACGAGGAGCUGAUGGCUGUUUUGCAGAUACAGUCUGCAAUUCGUGGAUGGUUGGCAAGAAGGCAUUUUAGUCACCUAAGGAAUUCAAAACAGUCAAAUGCUAGUAAACUAAAACCAGGCAGGAGGAGUUCUGAAGUCAAGGUUCUGCCACCAGAAACAUUAUGUUCAGUUGUUGACGAGCUUCAAAAGCGGAUAUUGAUGGCAGAAGCAACAGUUGAACAAAAGGAAAAGGAAAAUGCAGCUCUGAGAGAGCAAGUGCAACAAUUUGAGGCACGGUGGCCGGAGUAUGAGACCAAGAUGAAAUCCAUGGAAGAGAUGUGGCAAAAGCAGAUGGCAUCGUUACAAAUGAGUUUGGCUUCAGCUCAAAAAAGUCUUGGUGCUCACAAUACCAUAGGUCAACCUGGAAGGCUUGAUGGGGCCCAGUCACCCCAAUUUUAUGACUCGGAGGAUAUGUCUAUGUCUCUGUCUAUGGGAACUCAGACUCCUGGAGGUAGCACCCCUAUGAGAUUUGUUAACAAUGGUAUCGAGGAACUGCCAUGUCGGGACACAAAUGGAGGUCUGAAUCCUAUCGGCCCUCUCAUGAAGGAGUUUGAGCGAAGGAGACAAAAUUUUGAUGAAGAAGCUCAAGCAAUCGUAGAGGUGAAGCCAGGGCAUUCCCCUUCUGUAAAUCCUGUAGAGGAUUUACGUAGACUGAAACACAGGUUUGAGUCAUGGAAGAAAGAUUACAAGGUUAGGUUAAAGGAAGCAAAAGCCAAAGCACAGAAGCUUGUGCAGAACGAUCCCGAGAGACAUAGGCGGAAGUGGUGGAGCAAGAAAAAGUAAAAGACUAUACCGUUAAUAUGAUUCUUCAUGGUUUUAGCAACAUUGUAAUGAGUAUUAGAUGCUCUUUUUGGUAGUUAGGUAAAGAUUAGGAGAGUGAAUGGGGUGUGUGUAUAUAUCAAUUUUGUUGUUGCGUGGAAGUGUCAGCUAUCCCGCUCCUGAGCUUAGGGAUUCCGUUAGUUGAGUUUUUUCCUGCCCUCCAGUGCUGCUGUGUAUAGUAAUUUAGUGUGUAGAACCUGGAAGAGAAGAAUUCAUAAUGCCUCUCCUCUCCCGGACUCAUGUCAUAUGAAACAAAAUCUAUUUAAACUGCUGUUGAAAAACUUUUCAAGCCGCUUGCUAUGUGGCCUGUGUUUUUUGUCUUCUCCAAAACUAAUGUUUUGGUAACCUGAGUGUAUUUAAGAGAAAUUUCUUGCAUGUAUUCCAUUAUUGAUAUGGGUUUGAUUUUUGGUCUUGAUGCUUUCACACUCUGCGUAUAGAAUUUCCUGAACUUAAAUAUGCAAUAGAACCACAGACUGGGUUUGACAUCCACUGCCCACCGUCUCCCAGCCUAAUGGCAUCAUCUAUAUUGUGGUUUGUUAUACACUGAUUAGCAGAUAGACAACCUGGAUACUAUGUCUUUCGAGGGGGGAUCUUGAAGUGCUCGCAACAAUGAACUUUGUCAUUGAAUUCAAUCAAUCAGGUAAGAUAUUAUCAACUUCCCAUACAUGUUCUACAAUCUCUUUACUUUCUUGCAUUCACACCACUAAACUGAUCCAUGAUCUUAUGAUCCAGGGACAAACUUGGUGGCAUAGACCC
Sesamum indicum (sesame) is the source of this 4900-nucleotide messenger RNA. RefSeq names its product myosin-2. Gene Ontology annotation, cellular component: membrane; actin cytoskeleton; myosin complex. The record is from RefSeq and is a predicted model, not a curated record. Lineage: Eukaryota; Viridiplantae; Streptophyta; Magnoliopsida; Lamiales; Pedaliaceae. Gene Ontology annotation, molecular function: microfilament motor activity; ATP binding; actin filament binding. Gene Ontology annotation, biological process: actin filament organization.